Messenger RNA from Terrapene triunguis (Three-toed box turtle), 7506 nucleotides. RefSeq names its product ArfGAP with coiled-coil, ankyrin repeat and PH domains 2 (gene ACAP2). The record is from RefSeq and is a predicted model, not a curated record. Gene Ontology annotation, molecular function: protein binding; GTPase activator activity. Gene Ontology annotation, cellular component: endosome membrane; cytoplasm. The transcript has 23 exons. Bases 28 to 2370 code for a protein of 780 amino acids. Lineage: Eukaryota; Metazoa; Chordata; Testudines; Emydidae.
CCGGGGUCGCUGCCCGUCGCCCCCACGAUGAAGGUGGCCGUGGACUUCGAGGAGUGUCUGAAGGACUCGCCCCGGUUCAGGGCUGCUUUAGAGGAAGUGGAAGGAGAUGUGGCAGAAUUAGAAUUGAAACUUGAAAAGCUAGUAAAGCUUUGCAUUGCAAUGAUUGAUACUGGUAAAGCUUUUUGUGUUGCCAACAAGCAGUUCGUGAAUGGAAUUCGAGACCUUGCACAGUAUUCCAAUAAGGACGUAAUAGUUGAGACCAGCUUGACAAAGUUUUCUGACAGCCUACAGGAAAUGAUCAAUUAUCACACAACCCUAUUUGACCAAACCCAAAGAUCAAUUAAAGCACAGCUUCAGACGUUCGUUAAAGAAGAUAUUAGAAAAUUUAAAGAAUCAAAGAAGCAGUUUGAAAAAGUCAGUGAAGAAAAAGAAAAUGCACUAGCAAAAAACGCUCAAAUUCAAAGAAAUAAACAACAUGAAGUAGAGGAGGCCACCAACAUUCUCACUGCAACACGAAAAUGCUUUCGGCACAUAGCUCUGGAUUACGUUCUUCAGAUUAAUGUUCUUCAAUCUAAGAGGAGAUCAGAGAUCUUAAAAUCGAUGUUAUCCUUUAUGUAUGCUCAUCUGACCUUCUUUCAUCAAGGCUAUGAUCUGUUUAGUGAGCUUAAGCCAUACAUGCAUGAUCUCGGAGCACAGCUGGAUCGGUUAGGUGUAGAUGCUGCAAAGGAGAAGAGAGAGAUGGAGCAAAAGCACUCCACCAUUCAACAAAAGGAUUUCUCCAGUGAUGAUACUAAGCUAGAAUACAAUGUAGAUGCAGCCAAUGGCAUUGUUAUGGAAGGGUAUCUCUUUAAGAGAGCCAGCAAUGCUUUCAAGACUUGGAACAGACGCUGGUUUUCGAUACAGAAUAAUCAGCUUGUUUACCAGAAAAAAUUUAAGGAUAAUCCCACAGUAGUCGUUGAAGACUUGCGGCUUUGCACAGUUAAGCAUUGCGAAGACAUAGAAAGACGUUUCUGCUUCGAGGUAGUCUCUCCAACAAAAAGCUGCAUGCUCCAGGCUGAUUCUGAAAAGCUGCGGCAGGCAUGGAUUAAGGCUGUUCAGACCAGUAUUGCUACAGCAUAUAGAGAGAAGGGGGAUGAAUCCGAGAAACUAGAGAAGAAAUCUUCCCCUUCUACAGGAAGCCUGGAAUCUGGCAGUGAGUCAAAAGAGAAGUUGUUAAAAGGAGAAAGUGCUCUACAGCGGGUUCAAUGUAUUGGUGGUAACAUCGCCUGUUGUGACUGUGGCCUGGCAGAUCCUCGUUGGGCCAGUAUCAACCUAGGAAUCACACUGUGUAUUGAGUGUUCUGGGAUACACAGGAGUCUAGGAGUCCACUUUUCAAAAGUUAGAUCCUUAACACUAGAUACAUGGGAGCCUGAACUUCUAAAGCUGAUGUGUGAAUUGGGGAAUGAUGUCAUCAAUAGAAUCUAUGAAGCAAAAGUUGAAAGAAUGGGAGUUAAGAAGCCACAACCCGGAAGCCAAAGGCAGGAGAAAGAGGAUUAUAUCAGAGCAAAAUACGUGGAAAGAAAAUUUGUGGAGAGACAGCCUGCAUCAGUAUCUCCUCCUGAGCAUGGAACAAAAGUUCUGCCUCAAAGUCAGGAGGAAAAUAUGCACAACAUCCCUGAAAAAUCCCCUUUGGCAGGUGAACAAGUCACAGCUUCUCCCACAGUAAGAAGCAAUGACAGUGGGACCCAGCACAGUGCCGACGACAGUAGAGAACACCUCGCCUCCAUCAUCUCCACAAACAGUUUGUUUGAGCCAGAAGGAGAAAAGCGAGAUUCUUCUGUGUUUCAUGAUUCGAAACAGCUUCAUCCAGGACUGCAGCUUUAUCGAGCUGCCUAUGAGAAGAACCUUCCUGAUAUGGCAGAGGCAUUGGCCCAUGGAGCUGAUGUAAACUGGGUCAAUACAGAAGAAAACAAAGUGACACCACUGAUUCAGGCAGUCUUAGGGGGCUCAUUGGUUACUUGUGAGUUCUUACUGCAGAAUGGUGCCAAUGUAAACCAUAGGGAUGUGAAAGGAAGAGGACCACUACACCAUGCCACAGUCUUGGGGCACACUGGGCAAGUGUGUUUAUUCCUAAAACGAGGAGCAAAUCAGCAUGCCACUGAUGAAGAAGGGAAAGACCCUUUGAGUAUAGCUGUAGAAGCUGCAAAUGCGGAUAUCGUAACUCUGUUACGUUUGGCGAGAAUGAAUGAAGAAAUGCGGGAAUCAGAAGGACUUUAUGGACAGCCAGGAGAUGAAACUUACCAGGACAUUUUUCGUGAUUUUUCCCAAAUGGCAUCCAAUAAUCCAGAGAAGCUAAACCGUUUUCAGCAAUCAGAUUCACAGAAGUCUUGAAUGUCUAAGAAGGAACCUGGUUCUUUUCUAAUGCUUAUAGAGCAGCGGUCUAUAUUUUUUUAAACUGCUUUCAUUAUAUGCUUUUUGUUAGAUAUUUGGUAGUCUGGAUUGAGUGAGCACUCUAGUGUAGCCUUCGGCUGGGUGGGAGGUGUAAUUUGCUGCAUGUGAUUCAGGGUGACUACCGCAGCAGUUGGAGAUGGAGCUGUUUUAGCAAGGGAUGCUGCCUCUGGUUGGAGUGUGUUCUGUUUUGCCAUGUGGAAGCAGGAUUAGGUUGAGUCACACUCAAGGCUGGCGGAGGCUGGGACCGUUGCAGAACUCAUAACCUGUAAGUGUUGUGGGAUGACCAGAUCAUCAUUGCUUAUGAGCAGUCCCUAGCAGCACAAUUUCCCUGUCUCCCCCAUUCUGCCUGGCUAUAACCCUACAGCUCCUGUCUCUUAAGGCAAGGACCAGCUUGCCUUUUCCCUCUCCAGUCUGUUUGGAUGGGAAAGCUGGUGAUCACCUGCCUGAACUUCCCUUCUGUACAUCUGCCCAUGACACACCCGAUCCUCCAUCCCCUCUGCCCUGGUGUGCUACUAACACAGGAAAUGUUGUUGUUGCAGGCUCUUUCACAGCUGACUCCUUCCAACAAUGCAGGCCAUUAGGCCAGUGUCUGCUGUCCUGUCACUGUAGGUACAUAUUCUGGAGGACCAAAUGUCAGAGAAGCAGCUACUUUCCUUUUUUACAUUCAGACUUGCUGUGAAUAAAGUUGCUUAUUUGAUUGAUUCUCUGUGGAACUUUCCCAUAGGAAUAAAUUUUGAUCCCCUAAUGCCAUCAAGUUUUGUUUUUAAUGCAUUCAACUGACUGACAUCAAAAUGAAUCUCAAAAGCUGGAAUUAGGGAGUAGAAAAUAAAUAGUGAGCCAAGCAAAGCAUUAACAUAGGACAGUCAUACUAAUGAAGGUUGCCUCUCCCGCCAAGCUGUUGUCAGGAUUGUUCCCAAUAAAGAAAUAUUAAAACACUCACAAGUGAUGUAGCCAUCCUACACUGGGGGCAAUCAAUGCUUUUUGCCAAAGCCUGCCAUAAUAUAGUCUGUGUACUUACUUUCUAAAAUAGGGCAUGUAGUAGAAAACCUGGAAGUCUUACUGUACCGCUGCUCUAAAAAAUGAAUCUAAUCUGACGUGGUAUUCUGUUGGCAGCAACAAGAGCUUUUCAGUGGGCUCCACCCUGCAUUUUGUCAAUGUGCACAUGUACGUGAUGUAUCGAAAUACAGAUUUAUCUAUGUAUUUAUAGUAUAUAGCCUAUAGAUAGAUAAUACACACCUGAGCCCCAAAAGCAUCUCAGACUUUCUUAGUUAUUGGUCCUCCAUUUGCUGGCACUUUGAACAGGAUUUCUAGGUUGGUCUUCCAAACUACUGCAGAUUUCCUGUAAUCUGCCUCAACCAUUAGAACAACGUGCUAUACUGCUGCUAAAAUUUACUUUGGAAAUAAGUGAGAUUUUAAAACAUUUGCUUGUUACAAUGCAAAUACAGAAGGGGCUUUCUAAAUUUAUGUAAAUGUGUGAUAAAAUUAAGCUUUUCCAGGCAUGUUACAUUUCAGAUAGCUAUUUUAAAUAUUUAUCCUUGUGUAUUAAAUAUCUAAUCAAAAAUAAAAUAUGUGAAAGAUCUUUGAUACCAGAGUAAGAUCUUAAUGCUACAGAAAGUGUCCAAUAGAUUGUGGCAAAUGGGUGAAUUUUACAGUCUCAUCAUUGCUUUAUUUGUAGCCUAAUUACUUUAAGCAGAGUAAAUUGUGCCCAUUUUAACUGCAUUUAUUUUGGAUAGUGAUACAUUUGAGGUUAUUGCUUACAAAUCGGUUUCAUAAGCUUUUUUAACAGGAAUGGCUUCCUGUAGAAUGACUGCGUGCUCUCUGAUCUGUCAUGUUAACUAGCAUUCUAUCUGGAGUAAAAGCUUCCACACGUGCAGUUGAGACGCUGUGUAAGAUACGCCCAGUAUAGAGCACACAUUUUAGAUGCACAGUUUUGUCUAGAUGCCUUGUCUUGCGUUACAAGUAAUGCUUGGUGUACAGCGAGAGUGACUGUAAAGAAAAGCUGCCCGAAGCUUCAGGGCACGAUCACGGUCUUUAUUCCGUAGAACUGAAAGAGAUUGGAAGUCUCUCCUCGGAGAUGCCCCAAGCCAUAUCUCCACCCGUGUGACCACUGGCAGCAUUUCCUUCCCAGUCACUCAGGGUUGCUGCUGAAGCUUGCAAAAGGAUUCCCUCUAAAGCACAGCUCUCUUCCUCUGUAGCUGUGUGGAGCCCCUGCUGCGUUCCCAGCUCUCCUCAGUCAGUAGCUUUUGAUACUGUGUAUGAUCUGUAGAUCGUGUCAGAGUGCUCUGACGGACGCCCUAGAGUUUGUAAAAACUUGGGAAGUGGUUUUGGCAGCCCAGGCUAUGCAGUGUAGUUCCUUGGCCAGGUAUGUAUGCUGAGAUGUGCAGCGUAAUGUCCAUUCACCAGAAGAGCAUUUUUGUGAUCAAUGACACUGACAAAAAUAGACAUGCCGUGAAGCUAUCUGGUGCAUAGGAAGAUCAAGUCUUCAGUUAGCAGGACGAAGUACAAUUGACUCUCUGGCUUUAGAGAUGGUCCUUGAUGGGCAAGUCUAUAACUCCUGUGCUGCUGUUUUGCUUAGUAGUAUUAGGAAAUUCCCACGCAUGCUACGAGGUGAAUCUGAAUAUCACUUGAGUAGUGUGCAUGCAGUAAGACUCCAUCAUGCUUUAGUAUCUGCUGAACCAGUUGCCAAGUAAUGGGAAAGUUUAGUUCCAGUUCAUACUUUCAUAUAUGUGUAGAAUACAACUGGCUUUAAUUUGUGGAGAAGGCAGCAGUAUUUUCUUAACACAGUUUAAAAUAAAUUUAUCAUUAUAAAAUGUGAAUUCCUAGUAUUGGCUACCACACUGAAGGCUUUUAUUAUCUUUAUCCUAGCCAGGGCCAGAUGUGCAGAAAGACUUUUGGAAUGAGUAAAUAUGGAAAAGCACAUAAUACAUUUUAGUACACUUUUUGUUUUGACAUGACUUACGUAGGUUAUCUGCUGGUUAAAAUUGUGGCUGUAAUGUUUCAUUACAAUCUAUACUUGUUUUUAAGGCUUCCUGUUUUCUGUUACUGUCGGUACAAUGAUUAUAUAUUCAGGUAUUUCUGUACUGUGCUGAAUUUUAUGCUAUUUGACAUAUUGAAAUCAUUAUCCUUUUCCUUAAGUUUGAGUGAAUCCAGUAGGUGGUAGAAGUCUUGCUUUGCUUUCACUUGUGUUGCAGUUGGAACAUGCACUUCAGUUCAUUAAUACAUGGUAGAAUUUAGUUUCCUCGCCUGUACAAUUGGGACCUAAUCUCAACCUCAUUGAAAUCAGCAGGAGCCUUCCCAUUGACUUCACUGGACUCAGAUUAUGCUCUUAAUGAUUUAUAAUGGUCAUGGUAUGUUGGAAGAUACUGUCUGUGUCUUCCACUUGUAGGGAUUCAUUUUCACUUGCUUUACAUGCAGACAGGGCUGACGUAAACAAACCACCUCCAUGUGCUGUUGGUUUAUCAGUAAAUUCUCUAUAUAAAAUGGAGUCUUUUUCUUGUUCUGAAUCAUGACUUGUACCCACAGCGUGUUGUUUGACGUAUACCAAUUAUUUGUAAGCAUUGGUGCAAGGGAUACAUGAGAACUAGAAGUGUAACAUUUGCUAUGAUGUUUUGAGUGUGUAUAGACAGCUGCUGGGAAGCACGGAAAUCCUGUUUUUUAAACAAACGUGCAUGUGAAGUAUGCAUUUUAAUAAAAUCUCUGAAUGGCACAGAGAACAUAAAAGGACCAUUUCAUAGAAUUCCAAAUAAUGUAUUAGUGUCUUGAGUCCAAGGCAUGAAUAUUUGUACAUCAAAAGGAUUAGAACUGAACAAGAUACUGAAAGCAUUUUAAAAGCCAAUUCUGAAAACAUCCACUAUCCAUCCACUUACAGAUAGGUAAAAGAAUAUUUUCCCCAGUUAAAUACAAUGCCAUGGUUGAUACUAUUUUGCACAGCGUUCUGCCUGACCCACACAUGUCACGGUAUCAAUAUCUGGUUUGUAGAAAUGGACACUUAAAACAGUCAACCAACUAUGUACAGAUAUGAUGUGGGGAGGAGAUGAAUGUACUUUUUAUUUGCAUUUCCCCCCUUCCCCAUUCUUUCUUUAGACUAUUUCUUCUCUUUUCCCGUGGAAGGAGAUGGUAAGAGAGGAAAAUUCCCACUUGAUUUUUAUCUUAAGAUCAGAAUUUUCCCCAUGUUAUGAUAGUAAUUACUGAGGAAUCAAACCAUGUUUCCUCAAACUGGAUGGUUAUUCUGUUUGGAGUGAUAAAUGACUUUCUGUAUCUAUCCCUGAGUACAUCUGUACUAGACGGUGUUUUUGAACCAUUCCAGUAGUAAAUGCUUUUAUUCACUUGUGAUUUUUUGUUUGUUUCCUAAAUGCAUAAUUGGAAAGAAUGUAUAACCAGCCCUACUUUGCAUUUAAUAAGUCUAUAGACUUUGUAUCAAAAACUUGAAUGUAGUUUUAUUGUAGUUUCAUUGUAAAUGAAGAAAAAUACAUUAUCUUUAUAGUUACUCUAUGUACAUUAUGUAAGAACUGUAAAUACUAUACUUGAAUAAAGACUUUGUAUGCUGCAGAAUCCUGGUGAAAUGUGUACAUCUGUCAAGGCUUUGCUACACUCUUGGAACUAAAAGUUAAUACAUCUUAAAGCAAGUAGCCUUCAAUUGCUAGUUUGGUCGUGAGCUACACCUACCCUUGGCAUAUUGCAUUUGUGAGUAAAAGUUCAGCAAUGGGCCGGUGCUGUGGCAGAGUAACGCUUCCAAUCACUGCGUCAGGAAGGAGCCUCUCCUGCAGAGCUUAGGAAUUUUGCAGAAGGAAAAUUCAAAUUCUUAGCUGCUCAAAUCAUCCCAGUUUGCAGUUUUUCUAAAUGAAGUUUUAAUUUAAAGAGCAGAUUAUUUCUGAUGGAUUUUGAAAGAAGUCGUCCAGAUUAAUGCAGAAGUGGAACAAGUGUUGCAGCCAAUCUGAAACAAAACUGGGAAGAAUCCUCCCAGACAUACUGUAGAUGGGGUUGGUAGUGCUGCCUAUAAGACCCUCUUUUCUGUUUAAAAUUUUACCAAAAUGUAACUGUUUGGGCUGAAAUUUUCCAUGCCAGGUGUCUGCCUCA